Chroicocephalus ridibundus (black-headed gull) is the source of this 996-nucleotide messenger RNA. Its product is annotated as olfactory receptor 10A4-like. Gene Ontology annotation, molecular function: G protein-coupled receptor activity; odorant binding; olfactory receptor activity. Gene Ontology annotation, cellular component: membrane. The record is from RefSeq and is a predicted model, not a curated record. NCBI's taxonomy places the organism in Eukaryota, Metazoa, Chordata, Aves, Charadriiformes, Laridae. The transcript has a single exon. Gene Ontology annotation, biological process: G protein-coupled receptor signaling pathway. Bases 1 to 996 code for a protein of 331 amino acids.
AUGACAAAGCAAGAGUGGAAAAACAAAACGGUUGUUACAGAGUUCGUCCUCCUGGGUUUUGGGAAUGGCCCUCAACUGGAUUCUCUUCUCUUCCUGAUGUUUCUGUCCAUCUACAUCGUGACCAUAACUGGAAACGCCCUUGUCGUUAUGCUGGUGGUGGCUAACCGGCGCCUUCGCACACCCAUGUACUUCUUCCUGGGCAAUUUGGCCUGCUUGGAAAUCUGCUACAGCUCAAACAUUUUGCCGAGGAUGUUGCUUAGCUACCUGGAUGGAGACAGAAGCAUUUCGGUCAACGGGUGUUUUACACAAUACUAUUUCUUCGGUUGCUUGGCAGCUGCUGAGUGCUGUCUCCUGGCAGUGAUGUCCUACGACAGAUUCCUGGCGGUGUGCGAGCCCCUGCACUAUCCAUCCCGCAUGAACCGCACGCUCUGUCUCCAGCUGGCUGCCGCGUCUUGGAUAAGUGGCUUUCUCUCUAAUUCCAUCCUAACGGUCCUGAUCUCAAAUUUAGACUUCUGCGGGCCUAAUGAAAUUGAGCAUUUUUUCUGCGACUCAUUCCCAAUGAUAAAACUCUCCUGCAGCGACACACGCGUGAUGGGACUCGUCACUUCUGUUGUGGCAGGUGUGUGCUCACUGCCGCCCUUUCUGCUGACCUUCUCGUCCUACCUUUACAUCAUUAUCACCAUCAUGAGAAUUCCUUCCGCCACUGGGAGGAAAAAGGCCUUUUCCACUUGCUCCUCACAUCUUGUUGUGGUGAUUCUUUUUUACUGGUCAAUACUAACUGUCUACGUACUUCCUCAUCGUGACAGCCAAAUAUCUCCGAACAAAGUCUUCUCUGUUUUUUAUACCAUUCUCACUCCCUUGGUCAAUCCUCUCAUCUACAGCCUGAGAAACGAAGAAGUAAAGGAAGCUCUGCGAAAAGAGACAGGAAGACUUCUGGCUUUCAGGGGGUUGCUUUCUGUUAAAAAAAGGGGGGCAGAAGUCCCCAGUGAGCUAUAG